AUGCCUUCCAGAUCUGACGUUUCCGUCUUCAGCUCGGGCCCGGCCCUGCUGCCGACAGACGUGCUCGAGAAGGCCUCGCAGGCACUGGUCAACUACGACAGCACGGGUCUAGGUCUGGCUGAGCACUCCCACCGCUCCGAGCUGGCCACCAACAUCAUCAACGAGGCCAAGGCUGACCUGGCCACGUACCUCGACAUCCCCGAGGACUACGAGGUGCUCUUCAUGCAGGGCGGCGGCACGGGCGAGUUCUCGGCGACGCUGUACAACUUCAUCGGAUCAUGGGUGGCGCGCAAGACCAAGGCGCUGGCUGGCGGCAGCAAGAGCGACAAGGACAUCCUGGGCGACCCUGCACUGAUGCAGGAGCUCCGCCACACGGUCCAGCACAAGCUCAAGGUCGACUACCUCGUCACCGGAAGCUGGUCGGCCAAGGCUGUGGGUGAGGCCUCGCGCCUCCUGGGUGAUGAGCACGUCAAUGUCGUCUCCGACGCCCGCCAGGCCAACGGUGGCAAGUUUGGCGUCAUCCCCGAUGAGUCCACAUGGAAGCUAUCCGACGACGCUGCCAUGGUGUACUACUGCGACAACGAGACGGUCGACGGUGUCGAGUUCCCUGCAUUCCCCAAGUGCCUCGAGCCCAAGGCCGACGGAUCUGGCCCCAUCGUCGUCGCAGACAUGUCGUCCAACAUUCUGUCGCGUCGUGUGCCCGUUCGCAACUUCUCAGCCAUCUUCUUUGGCGCUCAGAAGAACCUCGGCUGCACGGGUAUCACUGUUGUCGUCAUCCGCAAGGAGUUUCUGCCCCCCAAGCUGUCCCAGCCCAGCCCGGCCAUCCUGAGGCAGCUCGGUCUUCCCAUCCCUCCCAUUGUCUUCCAGUACGAGACGACUGCCAAGAACAACAGUCUCUACAACACGCUCAGCAUCUUUGAUGUCUACAUUGCCGGCCAAGUCCUGAAGAAGCUCUUGGCCACCUUUCCUGAGGACAAGGUUGCUGGUCAGGAAGCUGUCGCUGACAGGAAGGCUCGUCUUCUGUACGGAGCUCUCGAGUCUCACCCCGAUGUCUACAAGGUCGUCCCCGACAAGUCUGCUCGCUCGCGUAUGAACAUUUGCUUCCGAGUCAUCAAGGGCGGCGACGUUGACACCGCCGAGAAGGCCUUCCUCAAGGAGGCCACCAGCCAGAACCUGCUGGGUCUCAAGGGUCAUCGUAGCGUCGGCGGGAUCCGCGCUUGCAACUUCAACACUAUUACCGAGGAGACUAUGGAGAAGCUGGUCAAGUUUAUUAUCACGUACGCCAAGGCAUAG
Geosmithia morbida is the source of this 1293-nucleotide messenger RNA. RefSeq names its product phosphoserine aminotransferase. The coding region runs from base 1 to 1293 and encodes 430 amino acids. The record is from RefSeq and is a predicted model, not a curated record. The transcript is spliced from 2 exons. Gene Ontology annotation, cellular component: cytoplasm. Gene Ontology annotation, molecular function: pyridoxal phosphate binding; O-phospho-L-serine:2-oxoglutarate transaminase activity. Lineage: Eukaryota; Fungi; Ascomycota; Sordariomycetes; Hypocreales; Bionectriaceae. Gene Ontology annotation, biological process: L-serine biosynthetic process.